Messenger RNA from Trypanosoma brucei brucei TREU927, 1539 nucleotides. It is a transcript of the gene Tb927.8.630, whose product is annotated as lipoate-protein ligase, putative. The transcript has a single exon. Gene Ontology annotation, biological process: protein lipoylation. NCBI's taxonomy places the organism in Eukaryota, Euglenozoa, Kinetoplastea, Trypanosomatida, Trypanosomatidae. Gene Ontology annotation, cellular component: cytoplasm. Gene Ontology annotation, molecular function: lipoyltransferase activity; lipoate-protein ligase activity. Bases 1 to 1539 code for a protein of 512 amino acids. The record is from RefSeq and is a predicted model, not a curated record.
AUGCGCGCUGCCAGACUGUCUCUGCGCCCCACGAUAUCUCUAUUGGAUUUUGUGAACCGCCACGGCGCUUCAAUUCGUUCUGACCGGCUGCUAUCGGACAAACAGCGAAGCGUGGCACUCAUAUCGAACUCGGAUGUCAUUUAUGACAAUCUCGCCACUGAGGAGGCACUUCUUCGUGGUGUCGUUCUACGGCGGCAGGAGGCCCUUCUCCUCAUGUACGUUAACAAACCUUGUGUGGUUGUCGGGCGCAACCAAAACAUAUUCUCUGAAGUUGCUCUGCGAGCAGCACAUCACGAUGGCGUGAGCAUUGCGCGCCGCAACUCCGGUGGUGGUGCAGUUUACCAUGAUUUGGGAAAUGUCAGUUUUUCUGUGUUCACUCAUCGUGACACUUAUGAACCGAAGCGAUCUAUUCAGCUGUUACGCUGGCACCUUUGCCGAGAAUUCGGGAUCGGCCCCGAGCGAAUAACAACGACGAAGAGACACGAUUUAUUUCUCGACGAAAUGAAGAUCACGGGUUCAGCAAUGCGCGUUCAGAGGGAUAUUGCUUGCCAUCACUUUACAUUAUUGGUUUCCUCGUCAGGUAGUCGGUUGGGUAAAUACUUGAAGCGCGAGGGGGAUUACAUAUCCUUCACCACGGCGGCUGUGGGAUCUGUCUGCUCGCGCACGACAACACUAAAGGAAGCCGGUGUUCUGACCGAUUCGGCAAGCGCAGACCCCGUUAAUUUCAUCUUAAGAUCCAUGGCGGGAUUCUUUGUUGAGCACUCGUGGGAUAUUUUGGCGCAUAAGGCUCCAUGGGAGACUAACCCUCUGAACUUUGGCGAUAACGUGGACACGGUGGAGUCAAAGCGAACUCGCGAAUGCAGGGAAACUGCUGCUGUUUUUACGCUGGACACUACCAAAGCCAUAGCGGACGGAACGGUGAUGAUCGAUGGUGAAAACAGACGUCCCUGCGCCGGGGCAUCCAAAACAGUGCGCGAGGAAUGUGUGCGUCUGCAAUCUCUUGGUUGGCUUUUUAACAUGCCUAAGUUUGAAACGCGCGUUGCGAUCACAUUAGCGGACAUCCUUGCAUCGGAGGAGACCUUCUCUAAACAUGCAGCUCUUCCCCCUUCAUUAAUAGCGUGGUUAUUACAGUCGUGCACACGUGUGGACAUUAUCACACUCAUUGAAAAUCGCCGUGUGACAUCCAUAACGGCUUAUUGGAUAAAACAAGGGGAGCCGGCGCCGGAGCAGCCAUGGUUCUCUUGCCUGCUUCGGUACUUAGUUGAGGGCAGGUACGUUGAUAACGUAUUUGCUGAUAUGGGGGGGAAAUGUUCGGUUUUGGCGGCGGCAAUUGAUUUGGAGUGCUCACAAAUUAUUAGUGGUUUGCCCGCUAUUAUUUCCCAGCUUUCUGCUGGUGGUUCCAGAAAUGGUGAGGCUGUGGGCUCUGUAAUCUCUUUGGCGGAAGAAAGAGAACGCAGUCACGAUGUCAUCCAACGUUUUCUACAAGCUGUGUUGGAUGUCUGGCGCCGUAAAAACGUCUUCUACCCCAUAAGUUAUUAA